Messenger RNA from Dentiscutata heterogama, 609 nucleotides. NCBI's taxonomy places the organism in Eukaryota, Fungi, Glomeromycota, Glomeromycetes, Diversisporales, Gigasporaceae. The record is from the annotation of a GenBank genome assembly.
AUGGCUACUAGUAACUUAUGCAAACACCUUGAUACCCACUAUCCGAGCUCAGAUUCAGAUAAGCAAACUGGCCAACAAAGUCUUACUUUUAUACCUAAAAUCACAAUUUCAAAACAAAUUUUAAUAUCAGCCCAAAAAACUAAACUUAAUUCACUAAUUGCUGAGUGGAUUGUGUCUGAUACUUUACUUUUUUCUAUUGUCUCAGGUAAAUCUUUUGCUACUUUGCUUCGAUAUCUCAACAAUAGUAUCGAUUUAUCUUCAUGUGAAACUAUGAAGUCUACUAUCCAAAAUGCAUUUAUUGUAAUGCAAAAAGACGUUCAAACUCUUCUUCAAAAACAUAAUCUUGUUAAAGCUAUUAAUUCUUCUUCAUCUAUAACUCAAGAUUUUAGAGAACUUGGAAAAUCAGUUGGUGAAAGUGAAUCAAUUUCAUUUGUAGCUGCUAUUCUUGAUCCUCGUUUUAAGCUUGAGCUAAUACUUGCUGAUAUAAACACUGAAGUAAAUCAUGCAACUUUUAAUAAUAUUUUUAGAUCUGAGUAUUUUGCACUUACUUUAAAUAAUUCUUCUUCUACUAAUUUAGAAACAUUAUCAAAUUUAUCAUAUACAGAGCAA